Xiphophorus maculatus (southern platyfish) is the source of this 3732-nucleotide messenger RNA. RefSeq names its product G protein signaling modulator 2 (gene gpsm2). Lineage: Eukaryota; Metazoa; Chordata; Actinopteri; Cyprinodontiformes; Poeciliidae. The coding region runs from base 1253 to 3196 and encodes 647 amino acids. The transcript has 14 exons. The record is from RefSeq and is a predicted model, not a curated record. Gene Ontology annotation, molecular function: protein binding; GTPase regulator activity.
UACGUCUCUUACCUAAAGUUCAGUCAGUGUUGGAAGUAUGAAGAACACUGACUUCUUCACCCUUCUUCACCCUUAUAAAUGUGGCUGUGUUUUAGGUUGUUUGUAGAAAACGUCUUUAACUACACAGAUCUGCCUUGUAACUUGCUGAGGAUGCGCUGCUGUUUACAACGGAAGAAUAGAAGCUAAAGUUGAAUUUGAGCUUGGAAAACUUGUCUGCGACCUUGACACAAAGCAGAUGAGCUUCUCAAACAAACCCGCUGUCCCUGCGAACUCUGGUAAAUGGCUCCUGCAGCAGGUGUGUCCUGCUCCUGCCUGGUGUAAAUAUUUAAAAAGCCCUGAAAAAUUAAUCCCAGCUUGCUUUGUGUGUGCCCACAUGUGUGUCCAGUUUGUCUGGACAGGGGACAUCUACGCCUAGCCUUCAUUGGGGGUGGGAGAGCUGACUUCUCCAAACCGGAUGGUUAACGUCAAUGAAUUGAUUCUAUUAGACCACGGAGCAGAGUCUGACAGCUCUAAUCAAGCUACUUAGUGUUCUCCAGCUCCAUAAUCUGUCAGCUGCAUACUUCGCAGACUUAAUCUCAGGUGACCAGGUCGCCAGGAGACAGAACACACCAAGGAAAGACGGGCAGAUUAGCCGAGAAAGUGCUGAUCGAACGAGUUCCUCGUGGCCAUGCAGUGGAAGUUAAUGCUGUGACAACACCUCAGGCGUCUCCUUGAACUUUAUUCCUGGGCUCAGAUAUCUCCAUGACGUCAGAUGGCUAAUGCGUUUGAUCUUACUGCUUAUUUUUAACCUUUUUUUUUUUAUUAUUUAAAUUAGCAAUAAGCACGUUUUUUAUUAAGCGCUUUUGAUGAGAGCUGGUUGGUAGAUCCAGGGUAAAGAAGGUUGUCCAUGCUUCAGAAAAAGACAAGGAGCUGCUGUGUGGAAGUGCCGUUUCCUUUCCAGGGGAAAUUCUCAGCAGAUGCCACUCAGGUGUUCUAUGUGCCGCUGCUGUUGUUGCUGUAAGGCACGGAAAGCCGGCAGGUAGGUUGCCAUUUGCCACAGCUGUAGAGUCUAAUGGCAUAAUGCGUAGGGUUAGUUGUAAACAAAGGCAUUCUCCUCUCAUUUAAGGAUUAAGACUGCUGAGCUGAGCUUUGACUGUUCAGGAUAUCGUCUUUGCUUUCGUUGCCAAAUUAUAGCCCGCCUGAUGGUGAGAGAAGUUACUGUGAUUGGCGAUCUGCGUCAGCACAGAGGAACAUUGCAGCUCGUAUAAAAGCCAUGACAUCAUCUGAGGAUCCCAGUCCUUGGAUGGAAGUAUCCUGCCUGGAGCUGGCGUUGGAGGGUGAGCGGCUCUGUAAGGUGGGUGACUACAGAGCGGGCGUCUCCUUUUUCGAAGCUGCAAUCCAGGUGGGCACAGAGGACCUGCAGGUGCUCAGUGCCAUCUACAGCCAGCUGGGUAAUGCCUACUUCCAUCUGCAUGACUACGCCAAGGCUCUGGAGUUCCACCGACACGAUCUCACCUUGACAAGAACCAUUGGUGAUCUGCUUGGAGAAGCUAAAGCCAGUGGAAACCUCGGCAACACAUUGAAAGUGCUGGGUCGGUUUGACGAGGCUGUGGUUUGCUGUCAGAGGCAUUUGGACAUAGCGAGGGACAUAAAUGACAAGAUCGGGCAGGCGCGAGCGCUCUAUAAUUUUGGCAAUGUGUACCACGCCAAAGGCAAAAGUAUUUGUUGGAGUGGGGCUGAGCCUGGAGAUUUCCCAGAAGAAGUCAUGACGGCGUUGAAGAAAGCAGCUGAGUUCUACGAAGCAAACCUGACGAUAGUGAAGGAGCUCGGGGAUCGGGCUGCUCAGGGUCGAACUUAUGGUAACCUUGGCAACACACACUACCUGCUGGGAAACUUUGGCAAAGCUGUGGCCUCUCAUGAACAGCGUCUGCUGAUAGCGAAGGAGUUUGGCGAUCGAUCAGCAGAACGACGGGCUUACUGUAACCUGGGAAACGCUUUCAUCUUCCUGGGGGAAUUUGAAGUGGCAGCUGAGCAUUACAAGAGGUCGCUGCAGCUGGCGAGGCAGCUGAAGGACCGAGCCGUGGAGGCGCAGGCCUGCUACAGUCUGGGGAACACCUACACACUACUGCAGGACUAUGAGAGAGCCAUAGACUAUCACCUGAAACACCUCAUCAUAGCUCAGGACCUCAACGACCGGAUUGGCGAGGGUCGAGCAUGCUGGAGUCUUGGAAAUGCCCACACUGCACUAGGGAACCACGAUCAAGCCAUGCACUUCGCUGAGAAGCAUCUUGAGAUCUGCAAAGAGACCGGAGACAGGAGUGGGGAGCUGACCGCUCGUAUGAAUGUCUCGGAUCUCCAGACAGUUUUGGGUCUGAGCUACAGCACAAACAACUCCACGCUGUCGGAAAAUAAGGAGAUAGACCACAACCUUCAUGGGGCAAAGCCCAGGAUGAGCAGACGACACAGCAUGGAGAACCUAGAGCUGGUGAAACUCACUCCGGACAAGAUGAAUGGUCAGAAGUGGAGCAGUGACAUCCUGACCAAGCAGUCCAAACCGUCCCUGACCAAGAGCUCCUCCAAGCUGUUCUUUGUCAGCCGCCUGCGGGGGAAGAAGUACAAGAUUGGAGGCUCCACUAAGGUCCUCCAGGACACCAGCAACACACUGGACACAAGUCAGACAUCCACACAGGGAUCACAGAAACGACUCACUCCUGAAAUGCUUGGAGAUGAAGGAUUUUUUGACCUCCUGAGCCGUUUCCAGAGCAACCGCAUGGAUGACCAGCGCUGCUCAGUUCAGGACAGAGGCAGCAGGUUGUCGUUAAACAGCGGGCCGGAUUCGCCCCCCAGAACCAUCAGGAAAUCCGUUUCAGAGUCUGUGAACGUAGCAGGAUCGUCUGGCAGACGGCUGGAGGAAUCAGCGGCCGCCGGGGGAAGCCUGCCUGGUCUGAGACUAAAUCAGAGCAGCAACCAGGCCGUGUUGAACCACCUGAUGGCCAACGCUGACAACGCCGAGCCUGAUGAGGAUUUCUUUGAUAUGCUCGUCAAAUGCCAGGGUUCCCGCUUGGACGACCAGCGCUGCGCCCCUCCCCCGCCUCCGGUCCGAGGACCGACCGUCCCCGACGAGGAUUUCUUCAGCCUCAUCAUGCGCUCUCAGGCCAAACGAAUGGAUGAGCAACGCGUCACGUUGCCUUCUGCAGCCAGAUCCAGCUCGGACUAAACAAAGCACUAAAACGGGACAAAAAUAAAAUCUUUUUUUUUUUUAAUCUCAUGAAGUUGUGAACUAUGAUGCGACUAACUCAAAGUACAACUCUUUUGUGUCAUUACAUUUGUCCUUUUGGACAAAACAAAGCACUGUAAACAUUGUACAGAAUAAGGAAAAAAUCUCAACUUGUUUCGCACAACUUGCACACCAACAAUUUCAACAGUAGCUUUAGGGACUCCUUUUUUGUUGUUUAGAAUGGUUCUUUAUGAAUGAAUUUCCUUUCAUCUUAGUGUAUUUUUCAAUGCACAACUGCAGCUACGUUUGUAUUUAUUGUACCUUUUUUACAUUUCUGUUUACUGCUGUCCCUGAAUAAUCUUCUGAAGAUCACAUUUGUGAAUGAGUUUGUUUGAAAACAGAGGCGUGUAUAUGGGUAGUUUCCAAAUACUGUCAAAGAUAAAUUUUAAAAUCUCAUUUCAAAAAAACAAGAUGAAUCUUUGCUAUUUUGUAUGAAAUGUUUGAAUGAGUUCAGAAAUAAAAACAUUGCUGUAGAA